GGAAUAUACAAGCCCUACUUCAGUUCGAAUUCGAAGCAUGCGUGAUAGUAACCAGUGUGAGCAGUGACGUUCCUAUUAUAAAAAUUCUUCAAGUAAGAGUUCAGAAGGCGUUAGCCAAGCUUACAGUCAGUUUGCCGCUACUAUUCGCACGAAAUAAACGAAGAUAGAAUCAAUUAUCAAAAGAAUGGAUUCUGCGUCGGAAACUUUUUAAAUUAUCAAAUACAUAUAGUCAUCAAAUAUAAUCAUCAAAUACAUCAGUGUAAAGUGAAUCAUGAAUUCAAAUAUAAACAUGUUUGAAAAUGGAGAAGAGAAGAACGAUAUUACAAAAUAUAAAUCGUAUAAUAUCGAAGUCUCGAAACAUUUGAGACAUUUUAAGAAAUUGGAACCGUUGGAUAUUGAAUUCAAUGAUAUAACUUACAGCGUGCCGACAGGAAGAAAAGAAUCUAAAGUAAUAUUAAAAGGAAUUAGUGGUCAAUUUAAAUCCGGCGAGUUGACUGCUAUUUUGGGUGCUUCCGGAUCGGGAAAGUCAACUUUGUUAAACAUUCUUGCUGGAUAUAAAUUUCAAGGAGUCACUGGUUCGAUAAAUAUUAAUGGACAACCAAGAGAUGUUAAUGAAUUUAUAAAAGCCUCUUGUUAUAUUAUGCAAAAUGAUUUAAUUCAACCGAAGCUUACUACCUAUGAAGCAAUAUGCUUUGCCAUUGAUCUGAAAUUAGGUUCGAAAUUGACGAAAACAGAGAAAUCGGCAGCAAUAAAAGAAAUUAUGGAAAUAUUGAGACUGAUCAAAGCAAAAAAUACAGUCUCUGAAGAGCUUUCUGGUGGAGAAAGGAAAAGAUUAUCGAUCGCUUUGGAAUUAGUUAACAAUCCACCUGUAAUAUUUCUCGACGAACCCACUACAGGUCUCGACGAGGUAUCCUCGAUACAAUGCAUCUUACUUCUUCAAAAAUUAGCAAAACGUUUAAUGAGAACCGUGGUAUGUUCGAUUCACACACCAAGUGCAUCGAUUUUUUCUAAAUUUGAUAACAUUUACGUUAUGCAAAAUGGACAAUGCGUUUAUAGAGGACCUUCCAAUAAUGUGGUACCAUUUCUUCAACAAAUUGGAAUUGGAUGCCCGAUUCAUUAUAAUCCAGCCGAUUUCAUUCUUGAAGUUUCGACAGGAGAAUACGGACAAGAAUAUGUCGAACGAAUGAUCACUUACGUAAAUAAAAAAUUACCAAUCUUAUCGAUAACACGAUCUAUUAAAGAAUUCGAACUCGAAAGAAAACAUUCUAGAAUUUCAUGGUACGAACAAUUCGUCACGUUAUUUAAAAGGAUGAUGCUGCAGUUGUACAGAGACAGAAGAUAUGUAUAUUUUAAGAUAUCUUUACAUAUCUUUACGGGUAUCAUGAAUGGUCUAAUAUUUCUAAACAUUGGCAAUGAUGGUUCAAAAACUCUCUUCAACUUUGGUUUCUGCUUUAUUUGUUUGAUAGUAUUUCUUUACAUACCGAUGCUACCAAUAUUAUUACAUUUUCCUUCUGAGGUCCUUCUAAUCAAGAGAGAACAUUUCAACAGAUGGUACAACCUCAGUUCUUAUUAUUGUGCUCUUUCUCUAUCUUAUAUUCCUGUACAGUUUUUUACAACAUUGAUAUAUGUCGCAAUGGUUUAUACAAUCACUGGACAACCUCUCGAGUUACCUAGGAUAAGCAAAUUUUUUUCUAUUUGCCUCAUUUGUGCUUUCAUUGCUGAAAGUUUAGCUCUAUCUGUUGCCUCUAUAUUGAACAUGGAGAAUAGUAUGUUCAUUGGGCCAACUAUAGCAGCUCCUUUAAUGUUACUCGCUGUACAAGGCAUGGGAGAUUCCGAACCACUACCUAUUUAUCGUACAGUAAUAAUGUAUUCAAGUUAUUUAAGAUAUGGAUUGGAAGGCCUCAUUGUAGCAACUUAUGGGUAUAACAGAGAAAAAUUGCCAUGUCCAAUAGAAGAAGUUUAUUGUCAUUACAGUUCACCAAGAGAAUUAUUGCGAACAAUGAGAAUGGAGCAUACUGUUUUUUGGAUAGAUAUUAUGGUCCUCAUUUUUAUUCUUAUUAUUAUGAAAGCACUUACAUUUUAUUUAUUGAGACAACGAUUGCAACCAAAUAAAACUUUCCAAACUCUUCAUCUCAUUGGGCAGAUAAUAAAGAAUCGUCUUAAUAGUCCCUGACUAGUUAAUUUAAUGAAAUUAAAAUGAAAGUUUA
Messenger RNA from Vespa mandarinia (Asian giant hornet), 2207 nucleotides. Its product is annotated as ATP-binding cassette sub-family G member 1. Gene Ontology annotation, cellular component: plasma membrane. Gene Ontology annotation, molecular function: ATP hydrolysis activity; ATP binding; ABC-type transporter activity. The record is from RefSeq and is a predicted model, not a curated record. Gene Ontology annotation, biological process: transmembrane transport. Lineage: Eukaryota; Metazoa; Arthropoda; Insecta; Hymenoptera; Vespidae.